GUGCCUGUCAUGGUGGUGAUCUCACAUCAAGGACUUCCGUCUUUUUUGUGAAUAUCGAGGCCUUGGCCUCCUUUGAGUUUGUGGCUCAAAAUGCCGUUGAAGGAUUUGGUCGGAGGAGAAUGUGGCCAACAAAGUUCACUCGUCCAAGUAUCCCAGCAAUUGCUGCGAGAUCGAACGGCUCCAAUGGGGAACUGGGAUUUCCGUUACUCAGUGGGACUCAACGGGCAGCAAGUUUCAGGAAACUCGAAUGCCACAGGACCUCCAAUCCCCAUGACAUUGCCUCCACCUAUCUAUGAGCAUCACAUGAGGCCAAUGCCAAUUGGCUUCCAGCCUUUAAUGGUUGGUCCUGCCCUCCCCCUUUCUCAUGUAAAUGAUGAGGUAGACAGCAUCUGCUACAGCAUUGAAGAGCAACUUGUAUUCCCACAACACUUGGAUCUUGAUUUGGAAGCUAAUGUCUCUCAGGAGGAAGCACUUCCUGAGUCAGUUGCAACUGACUCUCAAGAAGGGGCCAAAUCCAGAGGUGCAAGUCAGCAAGAAGAGAAAGACGAGUACUGGAAUCAUCUCCGGGAAGAGUGGGAAAAACUAGCAGAAGAAGGUGAUCAUCCCUGGCUAGGAGAAUUUGACCCAACAGCCUUUGAACCUUUUAAGGAAUACAAGUUUGCCGAGGAGAAUCCACUUAAAGAUGAACAGGAUCCAAUGGCCGAGGGGAAAAGAAGGUUACAGGAAGGUGAUGUACCUUCUGCUGCUCUCCUAUUUGAGGCUGCUGUCCAAAAAGAACCUCAGAAUGUAGAAGCAUGGCUCCAUCUUGGAACAACCCAGGCUCUCAAUGAGCAAGACCCCAAUGCGAUAGCAGCCUUGCGCAAGUGUCUGGAACUAGAUGAAGGGAACUUGACUGCCCUAAUGGCUCUAGCAGUGAGCUAUACAAAUGAAUCCUACCAAGCCCAGGCUUCCUCUGCCUUGAAGGAAUGGCUCAAGAGGAACCCUAAAUACAGUCACCUGGUGAAAGAAGGGUCCAGUCCAGCCAAGCUCAGGUCAGAUCUCGUCUCCUCUCUCCUUUCCAGUCCAGCUCAGGAGGAACUGAGAGACCAAUACUUGGAUGCUGCUCGCCUGGCAACCCCAGAGAAUUCUCUAGAUCCAGAUGUUCAAUGUGGCCUUGGAGUUUUGCUUAAUUUAACAGGAGAUUAUGAACGUGCAGUGGAAUGCUUUCAAGCUGCUCUUCAAGCUCGACCUCAGGAUCCCUUAUUAUGGAAUCGUCUGGGGGCAACCCUUGCCAAUGGAGGAAGAUCAGAAGAAGCCAUUCAUGCAUAUCAUCAAGCACUGACUAUCUAUCCUGGAUUUGUACGAUGUCGCUACAACCUGGGCAUAAGUUGCAUCAAUCUGGGAGCACACAAGGAAGCAGCUGAGCACUUCCUGUAUGCCUUGAGCUUCCAGAGUGCAGCAAGAGGUCUCCAUGGUCAGAUGUCUUCUACUCUGAUGUCCUCUUCUAUCUGGUCUUCACUGCGAAUGGUUCUCUCUCUCCUUGGACGAAGGGAUCUCUUUCAGGCUGUUGAUGAUAGGGAUUUGAAACGGCUGAAUCAAGAGUUUCCUUUCCAAGCUACUACAGAAAAGUGAUUUACUGUCAUCCUGUUGGGUUAUUUAGCUGCACUCUGCUGCUCAAAUAGAAAGGGUCUUAUUCUUAAUGUACUUUGCUUCUAUUCCAG
This is a messenger RNA of Darwinula stevensoni, 1700 nucleotides long. NCBI's taxonomy places the organism in Eukaryota, Metazoa, Arthropoda, Ostracoda, Podocopida, Darwinulidae. The record is from the annotation of a GenBank genome assembly.